Molecule: messenger RNA, 1457 nt
Organism: Vigna umbellata (rice bean)
Lineage: Eukaryota; Viridiplantae; Streptophyta; Magnoliopsida; Fabales; Fabaceae
Source: RefSeq, a predicted model, not a curated record
UGUGACUGAAUGGGCAGUUGUGGAAAAUUAAUGAAAAAAAAAAACAAACAAAAAAAAUUGAGUCACGCUGUUCAAUUUUUUCUUUGAUGCAUUCAUCAUCACCAUCAAGACAUCAAGUUGGGACGUUCUUCUCUGCUGCAAGGGUCUAAAAAGUCAGUGCAGUGAAAACGGACGAUCCGAAGAAUAUUACCCUCUCACAUCUCUCUAUAACAUUAAUCAUCAAAUCAGUUUGAUCUUAUGUCAAUGAAGAAUUUUUAGACAAAAACCCAGAUUCACGAAAAAACCUUCAAGCGGAGAAAAAGACAACGACUUUUCAUCUCUACGCAAGUGAUUAUGGCGGUUGCUGAGAAUGUUGGGGCCAAAAUCGGUUCUUCGAGUCAGAGUUUGGACAGCGGUGUAGUGUCUGCGGAUUCGAGUGAGGUCGAGAAAUCGAAAACGAGAAGCGAUCAGAAUCUGACCAACGGUGUGUUCACCCAUCAACAGCAUCCAGAUAGAGUUCCCAGCUCUACGACAGUUCCUAACGGAAAUUACAGCUACAAUACUCAGAUGCACGCAAGUGGGGUGAACAACGAUGGGUAUGGGAUGAAUGGGGUCAUGAGUGGGGAGAAUGGGGGUGACAGUUUCAAGCAUGACAUGAGGGAUUUGGAAGAGCUUUUAUCAAAGUUGAACCCCAUGGCUGAGGAAUUUGUGCCCCCAUCACUAACCAAUACUCAUGGCUUUUUAGCUGGACCUAAUACUGGGUUUGGUUACACUAACAAUUUUAUGCUGCCGAAUAACUUUGGCAGUGCUAAUGGACAAAUUAACAAUAGAAGGAGGAAGAAUGGCUAUAAUCCUGGGAAGCGAAGAGUGAAUCAUAAAAUGGAUAUGGAGAAAAGAGAAGAGAUGAUUCGGAGGACCGUUUAUGUGUCUGACAUUGAUCAACUGGUUACUGAAGAGCAGCUGGCUGCUCUCUUUCUCAACUGUGGCCAGGUUGUUGAUUGCCGUGUAUGUGGAGAUCCUAAUUCUAUUCUUCGAUUUGCUUUCAUUGAGUUUACAGAUGAAGAUGGAGCAAGGGCUGCCUUGAGCCUGUCUGGUACCAUGCUUGGAUAUUACCCACUGAGAGUGUUGCCUUCAAAAACUGCCAUUGCACCUGUGAAUCCAACAUUUUUGCCUAGGUCUGAAGAUGAAAGGGAAAUGUGCUCAAGAACUAUUUAUUGCACAAAUAUCGACAAGAAGCUUACUCAAGCAGAUGUCAAACACUUCUUUGAAUCUAUUUGUGGAGAGGUUCAUCGCUUGAGGCUUCUUGGGGAUUAUCAUCAUUCAACUCGAAUUGCAUUUGUAGAGUUUGCACUGGUAAUUACUUGCUAACUUUUCAAAUGUAUUGUUUUCUUUUGAGUCAACUCUUGUUUACUUAGCUAUUUUUUGUAUUGUCUAUUGGAGUGCUACUCUCCUAUUCCCGCCCCCUCCCCAGAACGGAA